AUGUCAGCUUUUUUAAAGGCGUCAAGACAUUCAGGGUCGUUUUGGAUCGCUGAUCUCUUUGUCCCCUCCAAAAUCAUGAGCAACUUGACCACUACUACGACGACUACCGCUACCAGUGAUACUAGUAGCCGCCUUACGGCUUGUCCCCAACAAAAGCAUCAAAAGCCAAGGGUGAUUUGGGGAUUCAUGUUGGAGAAUACAUACUUUACCGAGUUUGAUCUUCCCAAUCAUCGUAUCAUUGAAGAAGCUUACCAGCAACGUAAAACGCGCCAAACCAGCCAUUACAUUAAUAUUCGGGAUUCACAUUUACCUGUCCAAGCUCGGGUUUACUUUGGUGUUGCACAAGUGCAUUUGCGAAUGCCUGGUACGCGUUAUUAUGUCAAGCGUCGCAUUGUCCCACCUUCUCCACCCAAACAUCAUCAAAAACAUCUACAGCCCAAUUGGUCUUCUUCUUCAUCAUCAUCAUCCACGCCCAUGGUGACGCAUCAACAGCAAACACCCGUUUGGUCUUCUUCGUCUUCUUCAUCCACUGUAACUUCAACCACCUCUGACAACAUGAUGACGAUCCCUCAUCAUCAUCAUCAUCAUUGCCAAGCAACAAGCCCGUAUCUACCUACGCCAAGUACAAGCUUUGCCGUGAACCAGCAACAGCAGCAGCAACAAUGUGGUGAUUUUGGUUUCUACGAUUGGAUGGCAGCAGCAACCCCACAAAGUAUGAUGCUCGAUCACAUGACCAUGACCAAACAGUCUCCAUGGCAACAGGGCCCUAUCGUGGAUACGUCAAGUUUUGAACCCCAUCUCAAUGAAAACGAUACAUUGGUAUUAAACUCCCCUCAGUUUCCUUGGAUGUCUGGUGAUGAUUUCAAUACUUUUGGAGACAUGUCAUUCCUCUCAACACCAUCUGUGCCCUUUUAA
Molecule: messenger RNA, 915 nt
Organism: Lichtheimia ornata
Lineage: Eukaryota; Fungi; Mucoromycota; Mucoromycetes; Mucorales; Lichtheimiaceae
Exons: 1
Coding region: 1-915 (304 amino acids)
Source: RefSeq, a predicted model, not a curated record